Molecule: messenger RNA, 1362 nt
Organism: Dermacentor silvarum
Lineage: Eukaryota; Metazoa; Arthropoda; Arachnida; Ixodida; Ixodidae
Product: vesicular glutamate transporter 3-like
Exons: 7
Coding region: 415-1362 (315 amino acids)
Biological process (GO): transmembrane transport
Molecular function (GO): transmembrane transporter activity
Source: RefSeq, a predicted model, not a curated record
ACCCCCCCCUCCCAUCACAUACAGACACGCACACACACACUUCUACACACCGGCAGAGACGCCAACAUCGCGAAACGAAUGUAUGCGAGCAAGAAACUACUGAGUUGCUCACACUGCAACUCGGUGAAUGCGCAGCAGCGCGAAGGAAGAUGAACAAAGGGCUCGCGAGCAUGAUGACGAACUGCAGACCAGAAGCGCGCUCGCCGUGCGAACUAGGUGCGUCGGUAAUACGGGCGGUGGUACGUACAGGGAUCAACAAUGCCGCGAAGAAUGAAUUACGUCGCCGUGGCCCUGGCUUCCUCCGCGUGUUCCGUCGGUGAUGCGCAGAUGGGAGGCUGAGUGUCGUCGGGGCCUGGUGCACGUGUUUGGCGUUGACGGACACCCGCGACAAACCCGCGAAAAAAAGAACUAGCCAUGAACGAGAAGUGCAGCUGCGUCGCCGUGCCAAAGCGAUAUUUAAUGAUGGCUCUUGUGAUUAUCGGCGUUCAAGUGGUCAUCUGGCAGACUGUCAGCUACACGGCGUACUGCGUCAAGUGGAAGGACUACUUCCCGUACCAGCAGAAGGAGCCUUUCGUCUACUCUCACCUGGUGGGUCUCCUGCUGUCGCUGCUGCCAGCCUCCCUGGUCAGCGUCGGCUACGGCGCCAACAGGGUGUUCGGCGCCUCCCUGCUGACGCUGUCGGUGCUGCUCGAAGUGGCACCGCUGGCCAUUCACCUUGGCAUCCACGGCCUGGCGGGAGCGCAGUUCCUCAACGGAGCAGCCGAGGGGUUCCUGGUGACAUCCCUGUACGGUGUGCUGGCCGACUGGACUCCCGUCGACGAACGAACGACGAUGUUCGCCAUCCUUACAUCCACUACCCUACUUGGAGGCCGGUGCAUGUUUGAAGCGGUUGAGUUCGAAUUCGUCACGUCGCCUGUGAUAUUCGCAAAUGUCACCUUGGGUCUCGCCUGGUUCGUGCUCUGGUACCUGCUGUUUUUCGACGACCCCUAUCACAACAAGUCGGUGACUGAAGAGGAGCGAGCUUCGCAUCACCGAGGGAAACGGCCGGGCGUUCAUCUCCUCCGGCUCACAGACAGCCACAGCUGGGCCUGGCAUCCUAGAUCUCCCCAAGGCAAUCUGGGGGGCCACGCCCUGGCCAUGCAUUCACUUCGCCUUCUGCCUGCGGCGCGCCGCGCGGUCUGGCAGGUGGGCGUGGCCUCAGAGAUCGCAUUACCACCGGUGCGCUCUCGGAGGUCCGAGCUUACCGAGCAAGUUUUCUUGCCUCCUCGAUCACUCAGCGGAGUGCCGUGUUGUGCCACGUGCUGCUCGAACGCGACGAGCCAAGUGGAAAGCAUGUACGAAAAGACCAUCACAAUGGAAUAG